CACCACUUGGGACCCCGAACUUCCGGUAUAAACAAAACUAAAAACAAACAUUUCAUAUAUUGUGUUAUUUGUUUUCCAUUAUUCCAUGUCCAAUUUUGACACAAUAAUUGAGAAAACAAUUGAGAAACGGAAUCGUUUUGCGUUUUUCCAUUCUCCGUUUUUAUUCGGAAAUCAAAAUAACAAAAUGUACACGGACCCGUCAGCUUGACAAGGUGAAGCAACCUUGAGUAGGAGGGGAAAUCAGAGUUUGGAUUUGGAACUGUGGCACAGGAUCUGGAGUACGAGUGCGGAGGUGAAAAGAGCGUUGGUUUGAAACUAAAUUAAGCUCUUUUUAUCACUACCUCCUGGUUACAAAAGCAUUUUUCCCAUGGGGAAAAUAACACUACCAGACGCAACGUUGUUGACAUGUCCAAUGUUUAUAAUGCUGGGUGCUACAAUGCCAUCUGCUCCUGCAGCACUCAGGAUAAGUCCUCCAGAAACAGCAGGACAAAGAAAUCUAACUCAGGAGUGAUAAGGAUGGGUGAGACACCAGUCAGGGAUGAUGGCACAGUUAAAAGGUCAGCUGAGUAUGUUGGCUCCUUUCCUGUGGAUGACUGUUGUUUGGAUGAUCAGAUGCAGCAGUUGCACACACAGCUCAAGUCUCUCAAAACAUGCAAGAAAAGGAGGUCUGUGUCCCUGAAAUUUUCCAUCAAAGGUGUGAAGAUGUAUGAUGAAGAUGAGACGACCAUCCUCAUGGCCCAUGCUCUACGAAGGGUCUCCCUUUCCACCGCCCACCCCUCGGAUGCCCAGUUCGCCUUUGUUUCCCACAACCCAGGCAACCCUGAUGCCCAACUAUACUGCCACCUCUUCAAGGCUAGUCAUGCCAGAGCAGCCCAGUUCUUGAACCUGUUGCUGUGCCGCUGUUUCCAGCUGUCCUACCUGGAGAAGCACCCAGAGGAGGCUCAAGUUGAGUCUGCAGGCCCACUGCCCAACUGUACCCCCUCCCUCCUCAACCAGGGCUUCCCUCUCAGUGUCAGCGCCCUUGUGUCCUUCAGAAGGGCCCCCACUCAGGGCUUACUCCCAGGGGAAAAGGUCUUCCCAUUGAAGAACAACAGCGCAACAACUGAGGAACAACCAAGCAUCCAAGAAAACUUCAUCACCUCUCCUUCCCUGGUGCGCAAGAAAGCCAUCCGCAACAAAGUACUGCGCUCAGGGGCCUAUCGCUCCUUCACUUACACCCCUCACAAACAACGCCACCUCCAGGAUCGGCUUAACUCUCCACAAGGAAAGGGGCAGGACAAAAUGCCAGUGAGGAGAGCCCGGGCCCCGAGUCUUGCCGAAACAGAAGAAGCUCUGGCUCAAGCGGUGUGGUGUUGGGCCGGCAUCACCACUGACAGCAGCUCUUCCCUGCUUGCAGAGGACGUCCUGGGCUCGUACCUCCUCUGCCCGCAUCCUAAGAGACCUGGCUGUGACUCUCUUAUCAUUCGUUUCUCUUCUGGCCUCAUCACCCACCUCAUAGACAACACCUAUAAAGGGAAAUACCAGCUUGAGAACUGCCAACAAGAAUUCUGCACCAUUGCUGCUUUGAUAGAGCACUACACAAAGUUCAAGGAGGAGCUGGACUUUCCUCUGAGUUGUGCCCGUGUAAAUCACUGCUACGAGUGGGAGGAGAAUGUUGGCAAGGCACACCAAAGCCUCAAAAGAAAGAAUGCAGAAUAUAACCAGAGGAAGCAAUGGGUUUAAAAGUCAUUUCUGAACAUUGGAUUGAUUGAUGUAUCCCAUUCUCUAAGAGACACUGACAUGUUACACUGACACCUUUAAUUUCUUUACACUUUGAUUCAAUACAAUACAAUUCAUUCACUUCUGUGCUUCAUUUAGGUUACUUUUAUUGUUUUGAGAUUUCUGAUAAGUGAUGUUUAUCACAAUUCACCUGCUAAAGGGAAGUUUGAUCGCAAGGGUGGAGCAGAGCCAUAUAUUUAGAUAAAUGUAAGGCUCUGGUGUGGAGUAAGAUGUUGGCACUUAGCCUAUGAUGUAGUUUUUAAUUUUUUUUAUGUAAGUGUGUUUGAGAUGUAUAUUCUAUUUUAGCUGCACCUACUUUUUAAAUUGUAUACUUUUUUUUAAAAGUAGGAAUUUAGUGUGCGUAUAUAUGAAUGAGAGGGAUUUUCUUUUUUUUGUAUGUGUCAAGCUGUAUGCCUCGUGUUAUGCUGUCUGUUUUUCACGGCAUGUUUUAAGAAGUUCUGUGAGAACAUGAUACAUGGUACAUGACUCACUUUACACCACAAAGUGUAGGCUAUUUUUAUAUUUUUAUUGUUGUGUUAUGCAUAAUGCAUUGCUGGAUUUUAUACAUAUGCAUAAAUGCACACAUCUAUUAA
Salmo salar (Atlantic salmon) is the source of this 2351-nucleotide messenger RNA. Its product is annotated as SH2 domain-containing protein 5. The record is from RefSeq and is a predicted model, not a curated record. Lineage: Eukaryota; Metazoa; Chordata; Actinopteri; Salmoniformes; Salmonidae. Gene Ontology annotation, cellular component: postsynaptic density.